AUUAAAACAAACACAUUCAUUUUGUUUGUUUUUAGCAAAUGCGAUCUUUAAGCAAUGUCAUAAUACGUAAAUCAUUCAUCCGAAUGGUUCCCCCGAUUUCCUAGAGGAUAUAAACCCACACAUUUCAUUCUAAUCACAUUCGCAUCAAUGUUCUUUCUUCUGUUCGAAUUUUGAAUCCAUUUAUACAUACAAACAGUUUUAGCUGAUAUAGAGAGAGAGAUCAAAACAGGCAUGAGGGAUUAUUUCUAAUGGAUAAUCCGAUUGGUGUUCUCAAAAUUAGGAUCAAAAGAGGGUUGAAUCUGGCUGUUCGUGAUUCAAAAGCGAGCGAUCCUUACGUUGUGAUCAAGACAGAUAAACUGAGAGUGAAGACUAGGUUUGUGAAAAAGGAUUGCAACCCCGAGUGGGAUGAAGAAUUCGAUUUUCCCAUUUAUGAUCCUGAGCUUCCCGUUAGGGUGAAAGUAUAUGAUCAUGACACGUUUACAUUGGAUGACAAAAUGGGAUAUGCGGAAAUUGACGUGAAACCGAUUUUGGAGGCACUAAAUAUGACAAAGGAAAACCAUCACCCGAGUGGCACUGUUUUAACUACAAUACAACCCAUUCGAACAAAUUUCUUGGCUGAAGAAAGCAAUAUUAUGUGGGAAAACAACAAAAUCUUUCAAGAAAUGUGUCUCAGAUUGCGAAUGGUGGAACGUGGUUUAGUUGAACUCGAAGUGACUUGGAUUAAUAAUCCGGAUCCUGGUAGUAACACUUAGCCAUUAUUUUUGUUUUAUCUAUAAAAGAAUAUUUAAGGAAAUGAUGAUAUAUUUGGGAAAUAGAAGGACAAAAAAAUAAAUGAGACAGUUUUGUAGAAAGUUAAGAAUAAUAAAAGUUUUUUUUGAAUUAAAUCAAAACAAAGCACUCACUAAUGUGAGCUAUGCGAC
This is a messenger RNA of Lactuca saligna, 920 nucleotides long. The record is from the annotation of a GenBank genome assembly. Lineage: Eukaryota; Viridiplantae; Streptophyta; Magnoliopsida; Asterales; Asteraceae.